CGGGGAGAAGUCAUAGGGAGAAGUACAUUUUCAGAGAGCGAAUCAGGAUGAAGAUAAAUAGACACUAAAGAUGGCGACGAAGGGAGGUUUAACAGAGAAAAUCAAGUCAGAAACCACGUAGAAGCGAAUGCGGCGAAAUGGGAUUAACAUAUAUUUUUUAGAGUUAUUGUCUGAAAUGCUGCUUCGUUUUUCACCGAGGCUAAAACUAGCUAGCGCUAGCUAGUGCUGGCUCGCUAACGUUUGUUUUUAAGUGCAGCUUGUGGGACUUAGCGUUUAAGUUAGCUGUAAGCACUGCUAUCCCACAAUCUAUAGAUGCUAGUUGUAAAUUAACAUCGCUGCCGAGGUUCUGUGGAUUAACGUCAAACUAAAAAAGUUACAAGAUAUCAAUGCGUAACGUUUUUGAGUUCAGUUUCAGUUCAUGUCCCUGAAUAUUGUAUCUAAAGUUAACUUGACUGCAUAACGUUAGCCUCCACGGGACGCUGAAGAGUGUGUUAACGUUAGCUGAAAUAGAUACCGUCAUGUAUUUUUUAACUGGUUGGCCUCGAAGGCUUCUGUGCCCUCUCAAAAGUGCGGAGGAACCGUUUCACAUUCAGCCCAGCAACCAGAGGCUUUUAUUCGCGGUUUUGUCUGAAACUCAGCUGAGUAUUUGGUUCAGCCGGCCUAGUGUCCUAAUAGUGAGCUACAUUGAGUCAGUGAAGGCAGCCACCCGGUUUGGAUUUUAUCAGCAGUCUGAAUGGAAGCCAGACGAUUCCAUGAUAGCUGUAGUGGCUUCAAAGGGAUACAUCCUUUUGUUUGAUGUGGUUGGAGGCGGUGAUGAUAAAUACCUCUAUGAACCUGUCUACCCCAACAGGGGCAGUCUGCGAGUUAAGGUAACUCCAGGGUAUAAGGAUGAACAGUGUGCUCCUGCUCUCGGCCUAGAGAUGAAGAAACCGGUUGACCUCGAGGCCCCCAUCACCAGUCUACAGAGUCUGCCAGACGACCUAGUGGUAGCCACAGCUGAUGGUUAUUUGCAUAUCCUGCACUGGGAUGGUGUGAGCAAUGGCCACAAGGCCAUCAGCCUCUGCACGGUCCCAUUCAGUUUGGAUUUGCAGUCGUCCAGAGGUGGACCAUGUUUAGACCUUGAUGGGGUCCAUAUCCGAGACAUGGAGUAUUGUGUUACUCUGGAUGGCUUUGCUGUUGUUUUUGAUGAUGGAAGACUGGGCUUCAUCACGCCAACAGCCAACAGAUUUACUGCUGAUCAGCUACAGGGAGUCUGGGCAGCUGAUGUGACUGAUGGCACAUGUGUAGCAGUCAAUAACAAAUACAGACUGAUGGCAUUUGGCUGUGCAAGUGGUUCAGUGUUAGUCUACAUGAUUGAGACUACAACAGGAUCGAUGCAGCUGUCCCACAAACUGGAGUUGACCCCAAAACACUAUCCAGAUGUAUGGAAUAAGACGGGCCCGGUCAAGCUGAUCCGUUGGUCGCCAGACUACAGUGUUGCCAUGGUGACAUGGGAAUGUGGUGGCUUUUCUCUUUGGAGUGUGUUCGGAGCUCAGCUUAUAUGUACUUUGGGAGAGGAUUUUGCUUAUCGGUCUGAUGGCACCAAAAAGGAAACAUUAAAGAUCAACUCCAUGUGCUGGGGUGCAGAGGGCUACCACCUGUGGGUGAUUGGCAGGAGUGAAGGAGGCAUGGACAGCCCAACCACACUCCAGCAGUCUGGCAUCCUACAGUUUCAGUUCAUCAAGAGUGCACUCACGGUCAACCCAUGCACGAGUAACCAGGAGCAAGUGCUCCUACAUGGUGAGGACCGGCUUUACCUGACAUGUGGAGACUCCACUCAGGCCCAAAGCAUCCCUGAUCCACACCUGCCUAAGGAGAACAGCCCACAUCAUGGGCCCACUUCACUUCCUGCCACCUCCCCUAGCAUUGCUCAGGGACUCAGCACUUUACUUGGCCAUAAACACUGGCAUGUGGUCCAGAUUCAUAGCACAUAUCUAGAGAGUAACUGGCCCAUACGGUUUUCAGCCAUAGACUCUGCUGGCCAGUGUAUGGCUGUAGCUGGGAGACGUGGAUUUGCACACUACUCGUUAUACACCAGGAAAUGGAAACUCUUUGGGAAUAUCACCCAGGAGCAGAACUUGACCGUGACGGGAGGCCUGGCCUGGUGGAAUGACUUUGUUGUUAUUGCCUGUUAUAAUUUCAUUGAUCAGCAGGAGGAGCUGCGGCUGUACCCACGUUCCUCAAAUCUGGACAAUGCCUUUGCUAGCACAACCAAGCUGCACUCAGACACUCUGCUGCUUAAUGUGUUCCGCGACAUGGUGGUCCUCUUUAGAGCAGACUGCUCAAUCUGUCUCUACAGCAUUAGCAGGAAGCAAGACAGUUCAACCCCCUCAACAUGUGUAGAGUUGCUGCAGGAAGUGUCCAUGUCGCGUUACAUCCCUCACCCUGGUCUGGUGGUGUCUGUCACACUUACCUCAGUACGUACAGAGACGGGCAUAUCCCUCAAAGCCCCUCAGCAGGCCUGCUUAGCAGAGAGCAUCAUGUUAAAUCUUGCAGGACAACUUAUUAUGCUGCAGAGAGACCGUUCAGGCCCACAGGUACGGGAGAAAGAUUCAACGCUCAGUCAAAAGAAGUUGCUACCGUUCUGUCCCCCAGUAGUACUGGCCCAGUGUGUGGAGAACGUGUGGACGACGUGCCGCAGCAGCCGAAAGAAACGCCACCUGUUGGAGGCUCUGUGGUUGUGGUGUGGGGAUGCAGGGAUGAAGGUGUGGCUACCACUCUUCCCACGGGACCACCGCAAGCCUCACUCAUUCUUAUCACGCCGCAUCAUGUUGCCUUUCCACAUUAAUAUCUAUCCACUAGCUGUGCUUUUUGAAGACGCACUGGUGCUGGGCGCCAUAAAUGAGACUGUGCUGUAUGACGGUGUAGGAGGAGGGGCAUGUGCAGCCACUGAACCACUUGAGGCCAUAUUCCCCUUCUGCACAGUGGAGCGUACCUCUCACAUAUACUUGCACCACAUCCUUAGGCAACUGCUUGUGCGCAACUUAGGUGAGCAGGCGCUAAUGCUAGCUCAGUCUUGUGCCAGUCUGCCCUACUUCCCUCAUGUUCUGGAGCUGAUGGUGCAUGUGGUGCUGGAAGAGGAGGCCACUUCCCGAGAGCCCAUCCCAGAUCCACUGCUGCCUACGGUUGCCAAGUUCAUCACAGAGUUCCCCUUUUUUCUGCAGACCAUUGUGCACUGUGCACGCAAGACUGAGUAUGCACUCUGGAAUUACCUUUUUGCUGCUGUAGGUAACCCCAAAGACCUCUUUGAGGAGUGCCUCAUGGCCCAGGAUCUGGACACAGCAGCGUCCUACCUUAUAAUCCUUCAAAACAUGGAAGUACCAGCAGUGAGCCGCCAGCAUGCAACAUUGCUCUUCAACACUGCUUUGGAGCAGGGUAAAUGGGACCUUUGCCGUCACAUGAUUCGCUUCCUCAAGGCUAUUGGCUCAGGAGAGGCUGAGACUCCACCCACUACACCAACCACCCAGGAGCCCUGCUCAUCAGGAGGCUUUGAGUUUUUCAGGAACCGAAGCAUUAGCCUCUCCCAGUCAGCAGACAGCAUUGCAGCAGGGAAAUUCAGCCUACAGAAGACCUUUAGCAUGCCCUCUGGUCCUUCAACUAAAGGGGCAGAUCGCUGGAACAAGGAUGGUGACUGUGCAGAAAAUAUGUACAUUGAUAUGAUGCUGUGGCGCCAUGCACGACACCUUCUAGAACAGGUUAGGCUGAAGGAGCUGGGCUGUUUCUCAACACAGCUGGGCUUUGAGCUGAUUGGCUGGUUAUGCAGGGAGCGUACACGAGUGGCACGCGUGGAUGAUUUUGUCAUUGCACUCAAACGAUUACACAGUGAUUUUUUAUGGCCCUUCCCGGUAAUCCCUGCCUGUGCACUCAACUCUCCACUCAAGAAUGGACGUCGUACAGUAUUAAGCACACAUAUGCUAAAGUCCCAGUCAGCUGACAGCCUGCUGAAUAGCAACAUGGAAACAGCUCUGCCUGCAGUUGUUCCCACCAACAACAGUUGGCUAGAUGGAUUGGGUGCCAGGUCUAAAGAGAUGGACUUGGCCUCCUCCCAUGGAGUCCCUGAAACACAGGAGGCUUUCUUGUCCCCACUCAUCAACAAAGUUGAGGAGUGCAGUAUUGGUUCAGCCACUGAUCUGACUGAGACCAGUUCCAUGGUGGAUGGUGAUUGGACCAUGGUUGAUGAGAACUUCACCACCUUGUGUCUUAGCCAGUCAGAGCUGGAACAUAUAUCCAUGGAGCUUGCCAAUAAGGGUCCUCAUAAAUCCCAGGUGCAGCUCAGAUACCUGCUUCAUGUAUUCAUGGAGGCUGGCUGCCUGGAAUGGUGUGUGAUAAUUGGACUGAUCCUGAGGGACAACAACAUAAUCAAGCAAGUGGUCGGCUUCCUGGAGGGUCCUGAUGUCCUGCCUGAGACUGUUAUAAGCAUUCGAAGUGGCCUCCUUGCAGUGGACGCUUGGGCCUCAUCUGACUGCUUGGGAUACAAGCCAUUCUUGAAGCUGAUUCAGCCACAGCUACAGAAACUACUAGAGAGUACAGUGGAGCCAGUUAACCCAGAGUCCUUUCAGCCUGCCAAUGUUACCAAGCUGCUAGAGCCAGCCAUCCCAAGGUUGGAAGAACGGGGUGGAUCAGUGCCUCUUGGGCUUUCCUUAUCCCUGGAGGCUCCUGGAUCAGGUCCUCUAGAAGACCGACCAGAGGAGGAGGAGAAGGAACAUAGCCCAGAAGAAGGCACAUAUGACUGUACUCUGUCUUGAUCUCCAACAUUUCUGCAUUCUCUGAAACAACCAGGCAGUAGUGUGGUCCAGGGGAUAUGGAUGGACAAGAAGACAUCAGACCUAAAACUGGAGUCUUACACACCAGGACCCUCAUCAAUACUCUUUGCAAUUUUGAAAUGUUUUAUUGUUUUCCUGCUUUAAUGCUUUUCUAUGUUGGGAGUGUGUCCAUAUGUUUGGACACAGAGGGAUGUGUGUAUGAUUUUUCCAGGUGUGGAAUGAGUGUCUUUGUUCCGUCACUCCGUCACUCAUAUUAGAUCUCCCCCCACAGUUUCAGUACAUUUGUCACAGGCUUUUACCACCGAAUACACACAGCUACAGAACCUGCGUACAGAAAUUGACCAGCUGAAUAUUGGCUGGUUUUAAAAAUCCUGUUUUGUACAGUGACCUUGUUUGAAAUUGAGUUUUGAAGAUCAUUUAUUGAAGGCACACCAAGCUUUCUACCAAAAUAGAAAUAUCUGUUUGCUCUUAAUGAAAACCCAUUUCAGGGUCAACACACAACAACCAACAGCUAGCAUGCAUGACUCAUAGCAGUUCCAUUCAGUUUGUCUGAAUGACUUCACAAAAUGGUAAAGGUGUUGCAUACUAUAUGUGUGGUGGGGUCGGAGAGGUGAUUUUACACAAAUAAAAGGAAUUUAUAGAGGGUUCUGGGGCCCAGUUUUCUUUCUCUGUCAGCUGAUUGUAAUUAUGGUUAGCAGUUACAUGUAGAGGCUCAGACAAUGCAAGUGACCCAGUGGUUAUUCCAGUUGAGCUUUCCUUUUCGAAGCAACUAAAUAUAAUAUAUAUCAAAGCCAAAGACACAGAAUACAUCACGACCACACCCACAACUAUACUCACAAGCAAUGUUAGUUGGCUUGAACAUUGAUAAUUAUUCAUACAUGUAUUUGAAAAUGUCUACAUGAUCUUGACAAAGGAUAUUUGUCCUGGUAAUGCAACAUGUUGAUCUUGGUUAGCAAUUUACUGCCAGAAAGCUGUAUGGUAGCUGUAUAAAACAUUCCAUUAUAUUUUACACAUCACGUUUGUGGUUUCAAUCUGUUUGCUCAAACUCUCAACUUCAUGUUUCUUCUACAAUAAAAUCAAGUAGCCACCCACAGGUUACCUCAAGCAUAUUGGCAACUUCAAAGCAUUUUCCCCCUCACUACAGCCAUGUAUACAAACUGCUGGAUGUUCCAUGUAAUUGAAGCACAAAACGCAGUGCCUGUGUUUUACAUCAUGCUUUUUGCUGUCCUUGAUGUCUAUAGGUAGUCUAAUGUGCAUCAACAGAAUGGUGCAUAAAUCUUGACAGGCUAAUGAUGGACACCACUAGCCAGCUGCCAAUCAUAAUGACAUGCUAUUUUGGUUCUACAGGAUUGUAGAAUGAGAAAGUGAAUGACUUAAGAUCAUCCAAGAAUGGUCUGUAAUACUUGCAAAAUAUUGGUUUAGGAUCGACCAGUCGAUUUAUUUAGAUGUUUAUGUUAGAUGAUUCAGGUUGUGAACUUGAAUGUAUGACUUGGACAAGAAAGUGUACAGUAUACAUGUAAAACGAAGUGUGAGUGAGCAAUGGAAUGACCUCUAUUCAUUGAUUUCAUAUAACUUCAACCUUCUGGCAGUAAAAUCUUUCUGUACAACCUAUGAGGGGAAAUGAGAAUAUAGUCCUGAUUUGUUUGAUUUAUGCCUAUCCAGUGGGCCUCAUGCAGCAACCUCAUUAAGCACUGAAGAGCAAGAAACGGACAAUUAUUAGGACUAUUUUAUCACUGCAUUUACCUGGACAACUUUUCAGCUUGUGUGGUGUUCCUAUGCUGUGGUAUUUAUUUUUUUGGUUGUGCAGAAUAUUGAAUAUAUAAGACACAUUUUGACCUCCUAAACAUAAUGUCUUACAUUUUGUUCUAAAAGUAUUCACUGUAAUCUGACUUUGAUGAUUUAUGAUUAACACUUUUGUAGGGUCUGUUUCUUGCAGGGAACUAUGAUCUAAAGUAUAUUAAAUUGCUGUUUGUUGAAUAGUAGGUUCAUAAUUAUUCUUUAGGAUAAUUAUGUCUUAGCACUGGCAGAAAAAUUAAACUCUAAAAAAUUGUAGCCCAAAUCAUUCUCAAACAGAUGUAACGGCCCAUUCUACUGCACCAGUAUUAUUUAUGUGCAAUGUAAUUAUUUCUGUCAAGAUUAUUUACCCCCAGCCACCCCACCCCCCCAGCCGCUGAUGGUGUGAGUCACUGAAACCAAAGAGUGUGCAUACAGUAGUAUUACAAUUGUGUGUUGCCAUUAAAAGCACACUAGAGUCCCUACCCUUCCUUCAUGCAUCUCUCUUACCUUUUUGUAUUUAUUCUAUGUACACAAAUAAAUUAAAUUGUGAAGACAGUUUUCUAAAUAGUUUUCUGGAAACAAAAAGAGAUAAUGUGUACAAGAUUUACUUCCUAUUAGCACUGUUUGAGAGUCCAAAUUCCUAUUAGCACUGUUUGAGAGUCCAAAUUGUAAAGUGGGGUGUGAUUGAUGUGUUGUACUCUGUUCAUGCUUAAAGAUGUAUGUAAUAACGAGUGAUAAUAUAGUGUUUCAAGGUGGGAGAUAACCACUUUCUUUCUGUGGACGGUAAAGUAUUGCUCUUUGGCACAGAGAUGUUUUCUGAUCUUACGACAGUAUAAAUGCAGGUCUCCUGUACAGUUUUUUAUUAUUAUUAUUCUCUCUAGUUUUCUAUUUCCUGUAUAUAAAGAAUAAAUUAUUUUUAAAAACAA
Molecule: messenger RNA, 7504 nt
Organism: Alosa alosa (allis shad)
Lineage: Eukaryota; Metazoa; Chordata; Actinopteri; Clupeiformes; Clupeidae
Gene: ric1
Product: RIC1 homolog, RAB6A GEF complex partner 1
Exons: 26
Coding region: 519-4784 (1421 amino acids)
Biological process (GO): retrograde transport, endosome to Golgi; intracellular protein transport
Cellular component (GO): cytosol; Golgi membrane; Ric1-Rgp1 guanyl-nucleotide exchange factor complex
Molecular function (GO): protein binding
Source: RefSeq, a predicted model, not a curated record